Trematosphaeria pertusa is the source of this 498-nucleotide messenger RNA. RefSeq lists its product as uncharacterized. NCBI's taxonomy places the organism in Eukaryota, Fungi, Ascomycota, Dothideomycetes, Pleosporales, Trematosphaeriaceae. Bases 1 to 498 code for a protein of 165 amino acids. The transcript has 3 exons. The record is from RefSeq and is a predicted model, not a curated record.
AUGGCCGAAGUCGUUCGGAGACGAGUAUCUGGGUGUUGCAGGACGCGAGAUGGAGGAGCCGUAGCUGCGCCUCUCGCCACCAGCCAAUUGGAACCGAGCGAGAUACUUUUCCGCGUGGAACGAUCAGCACCCUCAGCUAUUGUCUCCCCGAAUACUGCUCUGCUACGUCCGAAAAACACAUCGCCACCUUCGUCGAAGUACGCCCAGGCGGAAUCAGAAGUUGAUGGGGAUUUUGAGGCGGCUGCACGUGGCGUCGAUACGCCCCGGCCUGCAACAAGCCGCAUGCCGAGCGAGGUGUUCCUGGAAACCGCCGUGUUGGACAUCCAACUGUGUGGGAACGACCAAAUUACAUACGCGUCCUUGCCCUCAGCUUACUGUCUUGCCGUCCCCAAAGUCUCGACAAUGAAACACGGUGCUCCCGCGCAACAAAUCUCCGAAUCGACUCCCACCAACCCGAGUGCAGCGCAAGAGAGCGCCGCUACUGCAGGCGGUAUGUAA